Rhagoletis pomonella (apple maggot) is the source of this 1284-nucleotide messenger RNA. RefSeq names its product cilia- and flagella-associated protein 161. Gene Ontology annotation, cellular component: motile cilium. Gene Ontology annotation, biological process: cilium assembly. Lineage: Eukaryota; Metazoa; Arthropoda; Insecta; Diptera; Tephritidae. The record is from RefSeq and is a predicted model, not a curated record.
AGGUACGAGUAUGUAGGUGGUUGAGGUGUGUGCGUCCGUAUGUGCGCGACUGACUCGUCAAACUGCUAACUGCUGCUAAAUGUCGGUUGAAUUUUAUUGCACAGUGUUAGUUGUGUGCUGCUCUGGUCAAAUAUCGAUGCUUUGAUAUGAAGCUUUGUGUGAAGUUCGCUUUGCUAUCGCUUUGACUGGAUGGAUUAUCAUCGAGUAUACUCGAGCGCUCUGGUUAUAUCUAUGCUGUUGAUGAUGCUAAUUUCUGCGUUUGCCUUUCUUCCUUGCUUUGGUUGCGUGUAUCUGUUGCAUUAAUCUGUCAAAUAAAUGAAAAUGGCUGCAAUGAUACCAACCGCACGUUACCGGCCAGUGGUACGCAUUGGCAAUUGGUUUGAGGACAUUUGUCUGGAGCAGGAAAAGGUGCAAACUUUUAAGAAUUUACGCGACCGCGGCGAACUGCUUGUGGAGAAGACGCGCCGACUAUUCGACAAUUUUCACAAAGCCAUCGAAUUGGAGGCGCCCAAAGAGAAUGUUCACUUUGGCGCCAUAGUUCAGUUGAUGCCAAUGAAAAUGAAUAUUUGUGAUGAACGUGUGAAGGCACAACCCGCCUUGUCGGUCAUCAUCAAUGAACGCGUCGUGCGGCAUAGUCAAAAUAUCAAUGAAGAAUGUGAAAUAACAAUUGCGCCCUCAGUGACGCCUUGUGUGCGUAAUUCUUUUCGUAUCGUGAGCGGUGAUGAGAAAGAUCGCACAAAUGAGGUUAUCAAAUAUGGACAACAAUUUCGUUUGGAAUGUGUGGAGAGUCAAGAUGAUGUACUACUGCUAUAUAGUGCGGCGAAAUCGGCCGAUCUAAAGAGUAUGAUCCAUACGACGUUUGAUUCGAGGAAAUGUGGUGAAAUCAAUUUGCCCUUGGGUCUAUGCAAGAAAAGCAAUUGUGGUCCCGGAAAGGAAAUACCCUCGGCAUAUACUAAAUGGUUCUGUACCCAUAUUGAUCCCAAGAAACGUUUUGAAUCGUACGGCACACCAGCGCCGAGCAAUGCAGCUUUGGUUAUCACACACGUACCAACAAAUAAAAAUCUUGCAGCAGAAAAUGUUGUCGUCCAAACACUUUUCGGACCGGAGUUCCUCGUUUCGGUACAAAACUACAAGGACAUGUACAACCGCGAACGUUGGCAAAACAUUUGGAUGAUAUGCAACGGUCAGAGUGAAGGGAAGCGAUAAAAAUACAACCAUUCGGAUCAAUGAACGCUACUGCCGCAAAAACUUCAUUUGUUUAGCACGAAGGAAAUGUCAUUUUGG